AUGAGGCUAAUAGCUUAUGGCACCUCUGCUGAUUCUGUGGAUGACUACAUUCGAAUUAGUACAUCUCUUACAAGAGAUUCCCUACAACAUUUUGUGGAAGGAAUUGUCUCUUACUUCAGUGAUGAAUACCUCAAAAAGCCCAAAGAAGAAGAUUUGGUAAGACUACUAAGAAUUGGUGAACGUCGAGGAUUUCAAGGCAUGUUAGGUUCUAUUGAUUGCAUGCAUUGGUGGUGGAAAAAUUGUCCACUUCGAUUAAAAGGUAUGUUUUCUGGAAGACCGGACAAACCCACAUUAAUCUUGGAAGCUGUGGUAUCAUAUGAUCUUUGGAUCUGGCAUGCUUUUUUCGGGACACCAGAUAGUCGUAAUAAUAUUAAUGUUCAUGAUAGAUCCCCUUUGUUUAACGAUGUUUUUGAAGGUCGUGCACCUUCUAUUAACUAUGUUGUGAAUGACCGCCAAUACAAUAUGGGUUAUUAUCUCACUAAUGGUAUAUAUCCUAAAUGA
Messenger RNA from Chenopodium quinoa (quinoa), 501 nucleotides. RefSeq lists its product as uncharacterized. NCBI's taxonomy places the organism in Eukaryota, Viridiplantae, Streptophyta, Magnoliopsida, Caryophyllales, Amaranthaceae. The record is from RefSeq and is a predicted model, not a curated record. The transcript has a single exon. Bases 1 to 501 code for a protein of 166 amino acids.